AAUUCACAUUCCCUCAUUACAAAGCUAGUGUGCCACAUCGCCAUAUAUCGUCUUCUUGACAGUAUCUUUGAGGGCAGGAAUUUUAGUACAUCUGCUGCAGAAAGGGAAGAAACUGUUGAGGAUUGACAAGGCAGAUAAGCAGCAACUAUGGUAACCUGCCCUUGCUAACGUUUUAAUAACAGAAGAGAAAGUCGGAAAUAGAAUUCAAAAGUGAAUCCCGGAAAUUGCUAAGCAUAAUGUUAUGGAUGUGAGGUGUUGCGGCGAUCUUUCACUCUUUUUUAGUUAAAUGUCUGAAUUCAUUGACAUUCUGAAAUACGCAGCCAGUCUACAAGCUUGAAGUUCUUAAUCGAAUCUGUGUUGGACUUGAAAUAUCAGAAGACUUCCAAGGUACUCUGUAAGGAUCACUCAGUAAGCAAGUGUAUAAGUUGGUCAUUGCAAUGGGAAAAAUAUGGAGGUAGAAAAAAUGAAGACAUUUGGACCAUUGGAUAUUUGAAAAUGUUCUAAAUGCUAUGUUUUUGUUUUGUUUUGUUACUUCACCCACCUGCAGGUAACCCUUCAUACUCUGCAUUAUAUUGAUACUUAACUCCUUAGUGCUAUCUCUGUGUCUCUGUUUUCUCUGUCUGUCACUCUUCCCCUCUCUCUCUCUCUCUCUCUCUCUGUCUCUCCCAUCAGUGACUCUCCCCCUCUCUCUCUCUCUCUCCCUUUCCUCUCGCUCUUUCUGUCUGAUAUGGGUCUCUGGAGCCAGCUGAGUCAUAAGGACCCCAUAAUUUGAACUCGCAGAAACUGAUGAUGUGCACAGCAUAACUCUGAAGCGUCAGAUGGAUUGACCAUAGCUCAAACAUUAAAGGAUAUAGUUUAUGGAUUAAACAAGCACAACUUCUAUUGCUGCAGAAAUAUGAGAAACUAUUUUACCUGGCAACAGUACAACCGCUUCUGAAAGUACCCUAGCUAUCUAUAUUUUUUGUGCCGCGGAUCGCCUGUGUAAUGGCUUUUAGAGCUAAAAAAACUGCACUUUUCCAAACCACCACAUCUGCUGUCAGAAACAGAUGUUAAUACUCCAGACUUGGUAUGAUAGCUGGAAUUAUGACCUUUGGCAAAACGGCGUAUAUUAUGUGGAUCUAUUAGCCUCCCUCGCUUUCCUUUGCUGUUAAUAAGACGGCAUUGCUGUGGAUCUAUGUAUGUCUCAUUUUGCUUUAACCUACAAUUAUCCACACCGAAGUCUUUAUUUUCAGACAUGUCUUCUGGAUUAUGGAACCUAUAACACUGAGAUGCGUUGAUCUUAAUGUUCACUCUUUCUCGUUUCAUAUAUGUAGCCUGUAUUGAUAUACAAGUACUAAUAUGUGUGUGUAUGGGAGGUCGCACCUGCGUGUUUACUCGGACAUAGAGUUAAUAUAUUCUUUUUAACCAUAUCCAUAAGGCUAUUAAAAUGCUGCAGUUUGCCCGUAACCUCCGAUAAGGGCCCAAGGAAACCUGUGCUCCUUUUGUGCCAGGAGUGGUCUGGUAGACACUACACUUUCUUUAUCAUUUACACCUGAAAUUAAUAACUCAGGAGGACUGAAAGAGUACCAGUGCUGCCAGGGUAAACACCAGUUACCUUUUGACUGCGAUCCUCCUUGGGACUAUUUUAAGAAGACCAACAGCUGAUGGUUGAGAAUUAAGGAGACCUCCAGACUGCUUCCCUUCGGUGGAGCUGUCCAGUGCUGAAACGACGAUUCUGCCAGACGAAAUACUUCAGCUAUUUAAUGAUGCAAGUAAGGAAUGAAAGAUAAAUACGAACUUCAUAGUACCAACCUUUUUACAAUCUAGACGAAAGACACCCUAUUGUGAAAUGCUGCCUGCUAUUUAAGUGACUGAUGAGUAAACAACGCAAAAAGAGACUGUGCAGAAAUCAGUCGACGCCAGACCUAAAGGAUCCAAUUAUGAGGUCAAAUACUGUGGCCUACAUGUGAGGAUACAUAUUGAAAGCUCAUUAUCAUUUGAAUAUGUGUCGUGUUUCACUUCAGUAAGCUCGAUAAACUAAUGGCGCUACCUGGCAGUACCCUUUCACCACCAGAAAAAGAUGUAGUAAGUAAUUUCAAAUUUGAAUGGAUCUGAAAAAAUUGAAUCUGAUCAUAGAUUGGCAGGAUUCAUGGAACAUUGCUGACACCUAGUAUUUUUCCUAAAUGAGACCUACAUAAGCAUGGUGCCAGAAGGGAGCAGUUUCAUGUUGGAUGUGUAUAGAUUAUAUCUGAGGACUGCCACGAGAGUUCCAGCACACUAAGCCAUUAUACCAUGGAAAGGUUGGUUGUAUGUAUGCUGAUGCUCACCAUGUCAGUGAGAAGUCAAGUUUGCCCAAAGCGAUGUGUAUGCCAGAACCUGUCUCCAUCCCUUGCCAUUCUCUGUGACAAGACUGGUUUAUUGUUUGUGCCAACGGUCAUUGACCGGAAAACUGUAGAGCUAAGACUAACAGAUAAUUUCAUUACUUCUGUGAAGCGGAAAGACUUUACCAACAUGACCAGCCUCCUACAGCUAACAUUAUCAAGAAACACCAUUAGUCAAAUCAUGCCUUAUACAUUUGCAGACUUGAAAGGAUUACGGGCCUUGCAUUUGGAUAAUAACAGGCUGGUGUCUAUAGGUGAUGAUCAUUUUAGAGGAUUAAUGAAUCUGCGGCAUUUAAUUUUAAGUAACAACCAAUUACAAUAUAUUUCUCCUGGAGCAUUUGAUAACUUUAUUAGUACAUUGGAAGACCUAGAUUUAUCAUAUAACAAUUUAGUUAACAUUCCAUGGGAAACCAUAGGGAGGUUGACAAAUGUCAACACACUAAACAUGGACCAUAAUCUUAUUGAACAUGUCUCUGAAGGAGUUUUCUCCAACCUCCUCAAACUUGCUCGAUUGGAUAUGACAUCCAACAAACUCAAGAAAAUUCCCCCUGAUCCACUUUUUAUGAGGAUCCCUGUUUAUGCUAAAUCCAAAGGAUCUCCAACAUCUUCAUUGGUUCUCAGCUUUGGUGGAAACCCAUUACACUGUAACUGUGAAUUGCUUUGGCUUAGGAGGCUGACGAGAGAAGAUGAUCUUGAAACAUGUGCUUCACCUCCAGAUCUAUUUGCUAAAUACUUCUGGACUAUACCAGAGGAUGAGUUUGUCUGUGACCCUCCAAUUAUUACACGGCAUUCAAAUAAUAUUGUUGUGAUGGAAGGGGAAGGAGCAUCUCUCAAGUGUAAAGCAAUCGGAGAUCCAGCUCCAAGUAUCCACUGGGUGUCACCAGAGGGUAAGCUAGUAUCUAACUCAUCCAGAACGGUCUCCUUUGAAAAUGGUACUCUUGAGCUCCACAUCUCCACAGUUAAAGACAAUGGAGCUUUCACCUGCAUUGCUUCAAAUGCUGCUGGUGAAGCUACAGCUAAUGUUGACUUAACUGUGAAUCCUCUCCCACACCUUGCAAAUCGCACAAAUCUUGUCAAAGAACCUGAAACAGGACCCUCCGAUAUUCUUACUCCAGUCAAGUCAGGACCACCCCCAAAUGCAAAUGAGACUAAAGUGCAGCCAAACAAGAAAGUUGUUGCAGCAGAGUUAACAUCUACCACAGCUCUAAUUCGCUGGCAUCAGGAUCGACACAUUCCUGGGAUCCGUAUGUUUCAAAUACAGUAUAAUAGUUCAUCUGAUGAUACACUGGUAUAUAGGAUGGUUCCAUCUGGCAGUAAAGCCUUUCUUGUCAAAGACCUUGUAUCAGGAAGAGAGUAUGACCUUUGUGUCCUCGCAGUCUAUGAUGAUGGAAUCACCACCCUAACUGCUACUAGGAGCAUUGGUUGUGUGCAGUUCACAACAGAGCAGGAAUAUAGUCAGUGUCAGUCUAUCCACACCCAUUUCCUAGGCGGUACAAUGAUAAUUAUCAUUGGUGGGAUUAUCGUUGCAUCUGUUCUUGUCUUCAUCAUUAUCCUCAUGAUCAGGUACAAAGUCUACAGUCAGCACGGGGAAAGUCAGAAAGCAAAAGUCAGCAACGUCUACUCUCAGACCAAUGGAAACCAAUUGACAUCAACAGUGCCUCAUUCAACUUCAAAAACACAAGAGAGUCAAGAUGGCCGUACAGAAGACACCUCAGGGAGAUCCACCAAUGAUGAUGCCAUGGUUACCUUAACAAUUGACUGUGAAAAAGUUACUGUAACACAGAUUUCAGAACUGACAGCAGAUGAUAUCUUAUCUCCUAGAAAAAGACAAAGACCAAGGACUAGUAUAGAACUGCAAAAAGAAAGUACUUUGUCACAUACAGACUCCACAACAGAAGAGCAAGAUACAAAGAUCCCACAGACUGAUUCAGAAAAGCGGAUAUCCAGUGAAUGGAGUAAGAUAUGAUGAUGACUUACACAGUGGGAGGAAAACAGCCAUGAGUAUAGGAGUGUUCCAAGUUACAUUAUAGAGAUGGAAUUCUGAAAACAUUGUUAACGUUCUGACUGCUAUGCAGCUUAAAUGUGGACUCUUUGAAAGACUAUCUCCUACUUCUUUAAUAUCCUGCCUGAUAUUUGAAGUAAACAGGAAAACACCUUCUUGAACUGGAUUAGCACGAAGACAUUUUUUAUUAAAUUUAAUGACACGACAAAUGAACCAAAUGAAUACUCUUAUCACUGUCACUUACUGAGGAUGUUUUGCUACUGUGGAGAAGGCUUCUAUCAUCAGUAGGCCACAUAUGUGACUUGUGGUCUGUUGCCAUAGGAACCAUCAUAUCCUCUCAAGCCAACAGUAGCUGCCAGUGCAGAACAUCCAGAGUUAUUUCCUGUGCCACAUCUGCCUGGCAAGAAAAAAAAACAAGAAACAUAUAUAUACACACAGAAGAAUACCAGUUAUAAGACCAUGUCUUUUGCAAAUAUUACAUAUUUUGUAUUUAUACUCAACUGUGUCUUAAAUGCUAUAGUUUUGUAAGUGUAAUUUUUUAAAGUGUGUUGAUUUUUUAUAAUAAAAUGCUUCAGUGCAAAGCCAAA
Molecule: messenger RNA, 4949 nt
Organism: Protopterus annectens (West African lungfish)
Lineage: Eukaryota; Metazoa; Chordata; Ceratodontiformes; Protopteridae
Product: leucine-rich repeat and fibronectin type III domain-containing protein 1-like protein
Exons: 11
Coding region: 2272-4326 (684 amino acids)
Molecular function (GO): protein binding
Source: RefSeq, a predicted model, not a curated record